Molecule: messenger RNA, 2764 nt
Organism: Lipotes vexillifer (Yangtze River dolphin)
Lineage: Eukaryota; Metazoa; Chordata; Mammalia; Artiodactyla; Lipotidae
Gene: SYT10
Product: synaptotagmin 10
Exons: 6
Coding region: 144-1418 (424 amino acids)
Biological process (GO): calcium-ion regulated exocytosis
Cellular component (GO): plasma membrane; exocytic vesicle
Molecular function (GO): clathrin binding; calcium ion binding; calcium-dependent phospholipid binding
Source: RefSeq, a predicted model, not a curated record
UUUCAGUCAGCCUGUUAGCAGUUGUUGUCAGCUUUUGUGGCCUGGCCUUGUUGGUUGUUUCACUUUUUGUCUUCUGGAAGUUGUGCUGGCCUUGCUGGAAGAGCAAACCUGUGACUUCCAAUGUCAGUACCCUUCCACAGAGCAUGUUAAGUGCUCCCACUGAAGUUUUUGAGACUGAAGAGAAAAAAGAGGUUAAAGAAAAUGGAGAACCAGCACUAAAAGCUAUUGAGCCUGCAAUAAAAAUCAGCCACACUUCCCCUGAUAUCCCAGCAGAAGUCCAAACUGCUUUAACAGAACAUUUAAUUAAACAUGCACGUGUGCAAAGACAAACUACUGAGCCUACAUCUUCAUCCCGACACAAUUCCUUCAGAAGACACCUACCAAGGCAAAUGCAGGUUUCCAGUGUUGAUUUUGGCAUGGGCACAGAACCCAUUUUACAAAGAGGAGAAACAACAACCAGCAUUGGGAGAAUAAAACCAGAGCUCUACAAACAGAAAUCAGUUGACUCUGAGGGCAACAAGAAAGAAGAUGUCAAAACCUGUGGGAAGCUUAACUUCACCCUCCAGUAUGAUUAUGAAAAUGAACUUCUAGUUGUUAAAAUUAUCAAAGCCUUAGAUCUCCCUGCUAAAGACUUCACAGGAACUUCUGACCCUUACGUGAAGAUGUAUCUUCUUCCAGAUAGGAAAAAGAAAUUUCAGACCCGUGUGCACAGAAAAACUUUAAAUCCUGUGUUUGAUGAAACUUUUCAGUUUCCUGUAGCAUAUGAUCAACUAAGCAACCGAAAACUACAUUUCACUGUGUAUGAUUUUGACAGAUUUUCUAGACAUGACAUGAUUGGUGAAGUGAUUUUUGAUAAUUUGUUUGAAGCCUCUGAUCUCUCCAGGGAAGCCACAGUAUGGAAAGAUAUUCAUUGUGCUACCACAGAAAGUAUAGACCUGGGUGAAAUCAUGUUUUCCCUUUGUUAUUUGCCAACUGCUGGACGUAUGACAUUGACAGUCAUCAAGUGCAGAAAUCUGAAAGCUAUGGAUAUCACCGGCUCAUCAGAUCCUUAUGUCAAAGUGUCUCUGAUGUGUGAGGGUCGAAGAUUAAAAAAGAGGAAAACGACUACAAAGAAAAACACUCUAAACCCUGUGUACAAUGAGGCCAUUAUUUUUGAUAUCCCUCCGGAGAAUGUGGACCAGGUCAGCCUCUCCAUUGCAGUCAUGGAUUAUGACAGGGUAGGACACAAUGAAGUCAUAGGAGUGUGUAGAACCGGACUGGACGCUGAGGGUCUUGGGCGAGACCACUGGAAUGAAAUGCUGGCCUAUCACCGAAAACCAAUAACACAUUGGCACCCCUUGCUGGAGUUACCUGGCCGGGCAACCAGUUUUGACAGUCAAGGAUCCUGUCCAUCUCCCAAACCACCUUCCACACCAUAAUGCUUUCAAAAUAAGACCAUUAUAAUAAGGACCCAGGACCGUGUACUCAUUAGAUCAAAAAAAAAAAAAAGUGGAAGAUUUGAUCUUAUUUAAAAUAUAUCCUGAUAAUGAACAAAUUAUGUGCAAUUUUUAUUUACCUUUUUUGUCUGUUUAUUAACUUUGGACAUCUUGAUGUAUUUUACUUGAAUACAAAUGGUCCUUACAUAAGGCUUUUUAUUCUUUGUGUCAUAUGCCAAUUAGCACAAAGAAUGUUUUCACUGAGUUGUAAAUUCUUUGCAUAAGUAAAGAAUACAUUUUUUGAAAAUAAUCCAUACUUAUCUAAAAUUAAAUAGUUAAUGCUGCUAUUGUAUAAAGAAGCACAUGUCGAAUAUGUAUGGUUUGGACUUUAUUAAAACUAUGUUCAUUUCUAGUUGUGCACAUGUUUCUAUAUACACUUUAAGGGAAAUUCUGAACUUUACUCACAACAUUAAAUCCUUGAAUAAUCAAAUUAAUAUUACUUAUCUGAUAAUAUAUUCUUUCAUUCUCAACAAAAUCUUUUCUUGGUGAAAUUUGGCUCUGCUAAACUCAAAACUUUUUCUUUCAAGCUUGUUCUUUAAUAUAUAGAGAAACAAAACUGUAAUUUGAAGAACUCUUUGAGUGUAAACUUAAGAAGUAAUAUUUAGUAGCUGGAAAAUGGAGAUUGAGCUAUUUGGGCUACUAUUUUCUAUUGUCUUAAAGUUACAUUAGUUCAAACAUCUGUAGCACUAUUUAACUCAUAUUUUAAAAAUUCUAUUACUCUUAAUCUCAAAUGUAGCAUUAGUAUUCCUAAGUGAAUAGAAUCAGAACUCAUGAGUCUUCAUAAGGUUCUCAAGUACUGUGACAUGUUUAUUUUGUGACAUAAAGCUAUCACAUAGAUCCUGUAUUUCUGAUAGGCAUACUGACACCAAAGGUACAAUAAAUGUCUGUGCUCAUUGUGGUUUGGAUUGUACACAGUAAUGGUGACUUUUAAACUCAAACAGAAGUAAUUUUUAGAAGUGGGUAUUUUCUUAAAGAAAAAAAUGACAUUUUUCAGAAAAUUAUAAAACUAUACCAUAAAUAAUACAACUUGAACAUUUAAUAUAAAUAAAUAAUUCUUAAGGCCCAGACCCACAGUCUUUUGUGAAAGGCAUUUGCCUUCAUAAGGAUCAAGGAUCAGGUCACUAGUCGUAAAAACUCUGCAAAUGUUUUUACAUGACAGAACUUUCCUUUAAAUCAUGUCAACUUUUUAUUGUCUUGUUUCUGGGCCCUAUUGGAAUAUAUCUAUAAUGAAUGGCCCCCAACCUUACUUUUGAGAUGUGUACCAUGGACAGUGCAUAUUUCAAACUUAU